UCUCACCAUUGAUACGUUGAUUUUUCCCAAGAUUUGUCACAGAGAGAAACAUGUACACAAUUCAUCUGAAUUCUAUUGCUACGAAAUAACAAAUAUUAGAUUAAUAAUAACUUUACCGUAAUUCUAAACUUGUUAUACAUCAUUGAAGUAAAAUAAAUCAAUAAUUUUAUAAAUACAAUUUUAUACUAUGGUAAUGGUGAAAAGAGAAAGAGUUUAAUAAUGGUGUAUGACAUGUGAGCAAAUAGCGUUAAAUACUUUAGAAAUUAAUAUACCAUGAAGUGGACAUUUAAUUUGAUAUUUAUUGUUCAGUAUUUCGUCCGAGCUAUUAAAUGGUAAAAUGGGUGCAAAUAUAUCUCAAUUAGAAAGAAAUAUCGGAGCCGAUCAGUUUCCUCCUAAUGAACAUUAUUUUGGUUUAGUUAAUUUUGGUAAUACUUGUUAUAGUAAUUCUGUUCUUCAAGCUUUAUACUUCUGCAGACCAUUUAGAGAAAAAGUGUUAGAAUAUAAAGCUAGAAAUAAAAGAACCAAAGAAACAUUAUUAACAUGUCUAGCAGAUCUGUUUUACAGCAUUGCAACUCAAAAGAAAAAAGUUGGCUCUAUAGCUCCUAAAAAAUUUAUUGCUAGACUAAGGAAAGAGAAAGAGGAAUUCGAUAAUUAUAUGCAACAAGAUGCUCAUGAGUUUUUAAAUUUUCUUAUCAAUCAUAUUAAUGAAAUUAUUUUAGCGGAGAGAAAUCAAAGUAAGGCUGCUGCUACAGGAGGAAAAAGUGGAACAGCAGAUGCUGGAACACCACCACCAGAACCAACAUGGGUACACGAGAUAUUUCAGGGUAUUUUAACCUCAGAGACUCGUUGCCUUAAUUGUGAGACUGUAUCUAGUAAAGAUGAGGACUUUUUUGAUUUACAAGUAGAUGUUGAUCAGAACACAUCAAUUACUUACUGCCUCAAAUGUUUUUCCAAUACUGAAACCCUUUGUAGUGAUAAUAAAUUUAAAUGUGAUCACUGUAGCAGCUACCAAGAGGCACAGAAACGCAUGCGGCUUAAAAAAUUACCCAUGAUUCUUGCCCUUCAUUUAAAAAGAUUUAAAUAUGUAGAACAGUAUAAUCGACACAUUAAAGUAUCUCAUAGAGUUGUUUUCCCAUUGGAAUUGAGGCUAUUCAAUACUUUGAUCUUGCAGAGUGACGAUGCAGUUAAUCCUGAUCGCUUAUAUGACCUGGUAGCAGUAGUUAUACAUUGUGGAAGUGGACCGAAUCGAGGACAUUAUAUUUCAAUUGUAAAAAGUCACGGGUUUUGGUUGCUUUUUGAUGACGAUGCAGUUGAUAAAAUUGAUGCGUCAAAUAUAGCUGAUUUUUAUGGGCUUACAUCAGACAUUCAUAAAACUUCUGAAACUGGAUAUAUAUUAUUUUAUCAAUCUAGGGACUGUAAUUAAUAAUGUAAAAACUUUACGUACGCAAAAAUUAUUAAAUUUAUGUUGCUAUACUAGUCUAAAGAAUUCAUUGUGAAACGGAUAAAUAAAAUACACUAUU
Chelonus insularis is the source of this 1520-nucleotide messenger RNA. RefSeq names its product Ubiquitin-specific protease 12/46 (gene Usp12-46). The record is from RefSeq and is a predicted model, not a curated record. The transcript has 8 exons. Gene Ontology annotation, cellular component: cytosol; nucleus. Gene Ontology annotation, biological process: protein deubiquitination. Bases 338 to 1423 code for a protein of 361 amino acids. NCBI's taxonomy places the organism in Eukaryota, Metazoa, Arthropoda, Insecta, Hymenoptera, Braconidae. Gene Ontology annotation, molecular function: cysteine-type deubiquitinase activity.